Messenger RNA from Puntigrus tetrazona (Sumatra barb), 2668 nucleotides. Its product is annotated as E3 ubiquitin-protein ligase FANCL-like. Gene Ontology annotation, cellular component: nucleus; Fanconi anaemia nuclear complex. Gene Ontology annotation, molecular function: ubiquitin protein ligase activity. Gene Ontology annotation, biological process: protein monoubiquitination; interstrand cross-link repair. NCBI's taxonomy places the organism in Eukaryota, Metazoa, Chordata, Actinopteri, Cypriniformes, Cyprinidae. The record is from RefSeq and is a predicted model, not a curated record.
UUAAUGAAGGGGGAAUUAGACACCAAAAACAGCCACUGACAGACAUCUGCAUCCACGGCACCCCAGCAGGAAAUGAUACGUUUUUUUUUUUUCGCUGUUUAUAUUUUAACCUAAGUGUUCGUGCAAGUCAGUUGGGAGAAAGACACGAUGGAAACCUGUCAGAGAACAAUGGACAUGCUGAUAUUCGUGAGAUUCACGUUAUGUAGUCCAGUAAUUGUUUCUCAGGAUCAGUUUCCAUAUAAACACACUGUAACCUCGGCUACAAAAACAUGUAGAAGUAAUUAAGCUUGCCACCGUUUUCACAUUUCACAUGGUAUACCGAAACAGCUCCUUUAAGGAGCCUUAGCAAACUUCCAACGGGACAGCACGGAUGACCAUUUUAUUAUGUUUUUAUUAACUUCCGUUAUUAAGUCUAGUUUUUAUUCAAUUCUAAAACGCUAAGAAAUAAUGAUAAAUAACAUCCAUUCAUUAAAAAAAGACGUAAACCGAAAUUAUGUUCGACACUAAAAAUUGCUUCGUAUUAAAUAACUUCAUUUAAUUUAUUGAUUUCACGUACAAUAUAUUUUUCAUCAAAUAAAUACGCGAGCGGCUUAUUCACGAAGUCUUUAAAAAAACAUCCAAUCGAGUCAAAACGUGCUCUUCUAUAGUAAAUACAAAAGCAGCGAUACUUAAGAAGAAAACAUACAAAACUAUUCAUGAAACAGCGAAAAUGUCAAUAAUUACUACAACCGUGUAUGGUUUGAUGAAAACGUGUGACAACAUGCCCCUACCUGAAAAUAUCAGACCGUUCAACCUUCAUACGUUAAUCGGUGAUAUCUAAUAUGCAAGUCUGGGUUUAUUUGCGCUCACUUGUUCACCCAGUAGACUGCACCAACAAAAACUAAAUAAAUAAAAACGACGAAGCUGGAACUUUAGUUUGGAGAACAGCAGACAUAAUAUUUUACUGCUAGCAAAAUGCUUCUAGAAUAAGUGCGUCACGUGGGGCGUUUAGACCUUACCUGUGUGAUACUUUUGUUGUUUUGAUUUUGGUUAAAGGCGCCUUCUUUAAAAGAAAAGCGCAUAAACAUUCAUAAAGUGGUUAACUAACACUAACCUUCAUCUGUCGCUCAACGGCACAUUUAUUUUACUAGAUGUUAAGGGAUUCUGUGCUUGUACGUUGCUAAUGCACCGCCGAGAGAAUUUUGGUUUUAAAUUUGUUGCAAAUAAGUUCAAAUAAAGUUCGGCCAUUCAAACUUUAAUGACGUCAGCGACACUUGAGUCUUUUCGCGGGAAGUUACUUUCGCUUCGCCUGCGUGACAACAGUGGGCAAGGCUUCUAAAAGCAGCGUUUGGUAGUUUUCUGCCUGUAAAACUUUAGUUUGUGUUUACGCGGUUUAUUUUAUUGCCACGACAUCUAAAUAGGCGUUUAGCUAGCGGUUUAUUUUCAGCCCGUGCUUUGGCAUACUUGUUUUUCAUCAUGAACUGUUUGCCGAUGAGAGAAAAUCCUAUGAUCAUUCCGCUUAACAAGCAGAAGACGGUCUAUGACGGGUUCAUCACGGCACUGGAAAAAGACUUUAGGAUAAGAAUAUCUCUGCCGCCUGAUCGACGGAUGAAACGGGCAAAACUUCAUUGUUGCUGGCAAAUGAAACGGCUACUUCAUGGUUAUCAACAUAUUGUGAAGCAGAGGUUACAGCAUUCAACUAAUUUGACGGCUUUUAUCCUGGAACUCAGGACAGUAUUGGAAGUGGCGUUGAAGAGCCGACCGGGAUGCCAGUCCUUCUCACCACCUCAGUAUUAUUCCCAGCUGAUAACAGAAAUGGAGAACUUAGGAUGGGAUAAGCUGCUCUUCAUUGAUGCAGAGUUCCACACACUCAAGCUGAAGGCAGAGGACUCUGCAGGUCGUCAACACGCCAUUACAGUCAAGCUCAAGUCCAAGUAUCCAGACGAGGCCCCAGAGUUUUCUGCAGAUCUUCCUGUUCCAUUGGUCAUCACGUGGACCUCUCAGAGCACCUUAGCCAAUGUCCACAGUCAGUUCCUGUUAAAUGUGGAGGCUCUCUCCGAGUUCUGGUCGGUGCUGGGCGAGAUCGAUGAGCAGACAUGGGUACUGGAACCAGAAAAACCCACAAAAGCAGACUCCAUGAGAAGAAUGGCCAUUGGAAACAAUGUCUCAAUAAAGGUACAAAUUGACCCCAGACACCCCAAAAUGCUGCCGGAGUGCUGUUUGCUCGGGGCUGAGCACGUUGUCACUCCUUUAAGGAAUAAGUUGAAUGCUAAUAUGCAUUUAUGGAACCCUGACUGCAGUGUCCUACAGAAUAUGAAGGAUGUGUUGGAGAUAGAAUUUCCAUCGCCUACCACCCACGAAAAAUCUAGUUUCAGUGUUGAAUGUGGCAUCUGUUACUCUUAUCGACUUGAGUCAGCCAUUCCAGAUCAGGUCUGCAAUGACCCACGCUGCCAGCCUUUCCAUCAGGCGUGUCUUUAUGAGUGGUUGAGAGGUCUGCCCACCAGCCGCCAAAGCUUUAAUAUCGUGUUUGGAGAAUGUCCUUACUGCAGCAAGCCCAUCACUGUGAAAAUGGUCACAGGAAACACUUAAAAACAGUUUGUUGAUUCAGAACAGUGUUCAUGUGGUGUUACGGCUCCAAUGAGGGUAAUACCAACAACCAACAACACUCAGUGUCAUCACAACAAGGAUG